Messenger RNA from Entamoeba invadens IP1, 798 nucleotides. Its product is annotated as proteasome subunit beta type-3, putative. The transcript is spliced from 3 exons. Lineage: Eukaryota; Evosea; Mastigamoebida; Endamoebidae. Gene Ontology annotation, biological process: mRNA splicing, via spliceosome; nuclear-transcribed mRNA catabolic process. Gene Ontology annotation, cellular component: proteasome core complex. Gene Ontology annotation, molecular function: RNA binding; threonine-type endopeptidase activity. The coding region runs from base 1 to 798 and encodes 265 amino acids. The record is from RefSeq and is a predicted model, not a curated record.
AUGGGUGACAGUAUCGACAAUUAUAGUGGAGGAAUUGCAAUUGGGAUGUGUGGGAAAAAUUGUGUGGCGUUAGCAGCGGAUAAUCGAUAUGGUCUUCGUUAUCAAUUUGCGUCGUCAAAUUUCCAUAAAGUGUUUCAGUUGAAUGAACAUUGUUUAGUUGGUGGGUGUGGGGUCUAUGCUGAUGUUCAGACGGUAUUCGAACAAAUUAAAUACGACGCAAACCUGUACAAAUUGAGAGAAGGCCGCCCUAUCGGUCCAAGUCAAUUGGUGAACGCAACAGCACAUCUCUUAUUCAGCAAACGAUUUAACCCAUAUUACAUGUCACCUAUCAUCAUCGGGUUCGAUGACAAUGGAAAGACUUACUGCUCUUCUUAUGAUUACAUCGGCGCACCAGGUGACUACAGAUUCGCGGCUGUAGGAACGGGGUGUAAUGAGGCAAUGGGUGUCUGCGACUCAUUUUAUAAGGAAGAUAUGGAGCCAGAGGAAUUGGUCGAAACAAUCGGACAAUGCUUGCUGGCUGGAGAAAACAGAGACGCGUUCUCGGGAUGGGGCGUUGAGCUCCCAAUCAACCUUCUCGAAAACGCACAAGGGAAAACAAUUGUUCUUGAACUUAAAAACGGAAACAAAUACACGGGAACACUCGAAAAGUGCGACAGAAUGAUGAACCUUCACGUAAAAGACUCGGUUCUCAUACAGCCAGACGGCAAGAAGUUUAAAGUUGCGAAGAUCAUCGUGAAGGGAAUGGCCGUGCGGUGUUUUGCGGUCGACGGCGAGCUGUUGAAAAAGAGUGACAAAUGA